UCUAAAUAAAUAGAGGUGUAACACUGAUUUAUUUAAGAGCUAUAACACGGUCUGUCCUCCGAGAGCUGUGACCCACCAAGGGGCGUCAAUGUCCGUCACGCCAAAUUUUUGUUGUGACGAGCCAAAGAACCGAGGAGCAUACAUAGGACAUCUAUGGUGCCGUGACUCAGAUUUAACCUGGCUGAAACAACCUCCACGCGGAAGAGGCCAACCGCAGCAGGAGCCCAGCUCCGAAGCUCCUGCGGUAGAAGCGGAACACGAAGAAAACCCAGCGCAGGGGAAGGCCCGUCGUGCUGGAAACCGGCUCAGCGAAAAAUGAACUCAGCAGAAAGCCUAUGCGGCUCAGCCUCAGAUUCCAGAAGACCUCCGGUUAAGAUGGGAAAUAACAAAUCCACUUCCCAGCAGAUGCCCUUGAGAUGCAUCCUUGACAACUGGAAGGAGUUCGAUCCUCUAACUCUGAGGAAGUGUUGUUUAAAAUUCUUUUGUGCCACUGUGUGGCCACGGUAUUCACUGGGGGACGAGGAACACUGGCCCAAGGAUGGGACUUUAUAUUACAAUACCAUCCUGCAAUUAGAAUUAUUCUGCAAAAGACAAGGGAAAUGGACAGAGAUCCCCUAUGUCCAAAUUUUCUUCAGACUGAGAGAUAUGAAGGAUCUCUGUCUUAAGUAUGGGAUUGUUGUACGCCCUAACAGGGAGCCCACUAGGCUAAUGGUGUUAGGCACAGGCAACCAAGAGAAGGAAGCCCCCCAUGAAGGCUCACCUCCCACAGCUCCCGAGUUGCCUGGUGCUUCUUCCUUGUAUCCAAGCGUGCCCCCAUAUCCGGGAGCACCCCCUCCACAAAAGCCAGCUCGAGUAUGUCCCUUAGUUGAAACUGGAGGAGAAUUCGGACCAACCCGAGUCCAUAAACCCUUCUCCCUCUUAGAACUAAGACAGAUCAAACAAGACCUGGGAAGCUAUACAGAUGACCCAGGCAAAUACAUAGAUAUGUUCCAACAUAUUACCUUGGCCUUUGACUUGACAUGGAAGGACACCAUGGUCAUAUUUAGUCAAACUUUAUCUGACCCUGAACAUACUAGGGUCUUAAAGGAAGCCCGGAGGUAUGCAACAAGGCUUCACAUGUCAAGCGAUAGAUACCCAGUAGGGGAAACUGCAGUCCCCUCCUCCGAUCCUAACUGGAAUUAUAAUGACCCUGAGCACAUCUGGGAAAGAGAUCAUUUUCUAAUCUGUAUAAAGGCAGGACUGAAAGCAGCCCAGCAAAAAGUAAUCUGCUAUGCCCAGGUCUCAGCAAUAACUCAGGAGUCCAAUGAGAACCCCAUUGCCUUUCUGGAAAGGCUGAAAGAGGCCCUCCAAAAGUUUACCAAUUUGGACUUAGACUCUUACGAAGGACAGGUGAUUUUAAAGGACAAAUUCCUGUCCCGAUGUGCAUCAGAUACCAGAAUUAAGUUACAACAGCUACAGCAGCAGGACUCUGCUUCUGCCUCGCUAGAUGAGAUGAUCCAGACAGCCACCAAUACCUUUUAUAACAGAGAACAGGAGAAGGAGGCCAAGGCCCAGGAGAGGGAGAGAAGGAAAGAGACAAGGCAUGCCCAGAUGCUGGCUGCCCUCCAGGGAAGCCCUAUGGCACACCCCGAGUCCUUGAAUGACAAGGCAUGAGGCAAAUGCCUAAUCUGUAGAUAGGCGGGGCAUUGGGCCAAAGAGUGUCCUAACCGUGACAACCUCCUAGAACAGCUUGCCACAAAUGCCAUCAACUGGGACACUGGGCAGCACUCUGCCCUCGGGACCCAAGAGCCUCAAGGUCAAGUGCCAAACCUUCCUUCACGAUGGUUCAAGAAGACUGAAGCGGCCUGCUCCAGCCAGCCCGCCUGUCACAGAUAACCAUCACGGGGCUGGAGCCAAGGGUGCAACUGGAUGUGGCAGAAACCUUGGACCACUGGACAAAACCC
Messenger RNA from Odocoileus virginianus texanus, 1943 nucleotides. Lineage: Eukaryota; Metazoa; Chordata; Mammalia; Artiodactyla; Cervidae. The record is from RefSeq and is a predicted model, not a curated record.